GGCAGAUCGUUAAAUAUAGUAAUAGUUAAAAGAUCACGAUUUCAUAGAAUUUGAUAUAUCAGUUAUUACAAAUGUAUUAAAAUGAGCGUCGACUCCAGUAAACUAAAUCAGUGUGCCUCUGAAAUAAAUCUGGACGAGCAACAAUAUUUGGACCUUAUUCAAAGAAUAAUUACUAAAGGCGUGGAUCGGUCGGAUCGAACUGGUGUUGGUACACGAUCAGUUUUUGGUGCCCAAAUGCGCUUCGAUCUGCGAAAUAGUUUUCCAUUACUAACUACGAAGCGAGUAUUUUGGCGUGCUGUCGCUGAAGAAUUGCUGUGGUUUGUUCAUGGUAAAACAGACGCUAAAAUACUUCAAGAAAAAAAUAUUCACAUAUGGGAUGGAAACAGUAAUCGGGAGUUCUUAGACAAAUGUGGGUUUUCCGAUAGGGAGGAAGGUGAUCUAGGCCCAGUUUAUGGUUUUCAGUGGCGUCAUUUUGGGGCCAAGUACAGAAACUGCAAGGACAGUUACAAAGAUGAGGGUAUAGAUCAACUUCAGCAAGUAAUUGACACAAUCAGAAACAAUCCAAAUGAUCGGCGUAUUAUAAUGUCUGCUUGGAAUCCUGUCGAUAUCCCUCAAAUGGCUCUACCACCUUGUCAUUGUCUUGCACAAUUUUUUGUUGCCAAUGGAGAAUUAUCUUGUCAAUUAUACCAACGCAGUGCCGAUAUGGGAUUGGGUGUACCAUUUAAUAUUGCCUCGUACGCUUUGCUUACCUAUAUGAUUGCUCAUAUUACUGAUCUCCGACCAGGGGAUUUUGUCCACACUUUGGGCGAUGCACAUGUCUAUAAUAAUCAUAUUGAAGCAUUAAAAGAACAGUUAACGCGAAAACCUCGGGAGUUUCCUAAAUUACUUAUUAAGCGUGAGUUAAAAUGCAUUGAAGACUUCACGUUUAAGGACUUCGAACUUAUCGACUACAAUCCGUAUCCAAAAAUUUCAAUGGAAAUGGCUGUUUAAUACAAUCCGUAUCCAAAAAUUUCAAUGGAAAUGGCUCCUUAAUACAAACAUAUAACUAUAUCCAUAUGUAUAAAAGUGUAUCUGAAAUUA
Molecule: messenger RNA, 1080 nt
Organism: Bactrocera tryoni
Lineage: Eukaryota; Metazoa; Arthropoda; Insecta; Diptera; Tephritidae
Product: thymidylate synthase
Exons: 2
Coding region: 82-990 (302 amino acids)
Biological process (GO): dTMP biosynthetic process
Cellular component (GO): mitochondrion; cytosol
Molecular function (GO): thymidylate synthase activity
Source: RefSeq, a predicted model, not a curated record